GUGGGUAGACGCUCCUGCUGAGAGCGCUCGCCUCACAGGGGAGGGACGGAGUCAAGUUGGGAUCAGAUCAACAAGGCGGAAUCUGGAGACAGACAAGACGUGCGCAGACCGUUAUUCACUCCGACGCCACCUCGACCGCUGUCGGACGCGCGACGGAGAUGCUGCCGCCGACGGACACAUGGACGCUGCUGUUGCUGACGCUCGUUGGUUUCACCGUCCGAGAUUGCUUCUCCUCCAAGGCAGAGGACCGACUGUUCAGGAAGCUGUUCAGACGAUACAAUCAGUUCAUCCGACCGGUGGAGAACGUCUCUGAUCCCGUCAGCGUGGAGUUCGAGCUUUCCAUCUCGCAGCUGGUCAAAGUUGAUGAGGUGAAUCAAAUCAUGGAGACCAAUCUGUGGCUCAGACAUAUAUGGAACGACUACAAGCUGCAGUGGAAGCCGGUGGAGUUCGACGGGAUAGAGUUCAUCCGAGUUCCAUCCAACAAGAUCUGGAGACCCGACAUUGUUCUCUACAACAAUGCCGUCGGCGACUUCCUGGUGGAGGACAAAACCAAAGCGCUGCUCAAAUUCGACGGCACCAUCACGUGGGUGCCCCCGGCCAUUUUCAAAUCUUCCUGCCCCAUGGACAUCACCUACUUCCCCUUCGACUAUCAGAACUGCUCCAUGAAGUUCGGCUCCUGGACUUAUGACAAAGCGAAGAUUGACUUGGUGCUCAUCGGGUCCAAGGUGAACCUCAAGGAUUUCUGGGAAAGUGGCGAGUGGGAAAUCAUCGACGCUCCGGGCUACAAGCAUGAUAUCAAAUACAACUGCUGCGAGGAAAUCUACACAGACAUCACUUACUCUUUCUACAUCCGGCGCCUGCCACUCUUCUACACCAUCAACCUCAUCAUCCCCUGCCUCCUCAUCUCUUUCCUCACGGUGCUGGUUUUCUAUCUCCCGUCCGACUGUGGAGAGAAGGUCACGCUCUGUAUCUCCGUCCUGCUCUCCCUCACUGUGUUCCUGCUGGUUAUCACUGAGACCAUCCCCUCUACGUCUCUGGUCAUCCCUCUGAUCGGAGAAUACCUGCUCUUCACCAUGAUCUUCGUCACGCUCAGCAUUGUCAUCACAGUGUUUGUGCUCAACGUGCAUUACCGCACGCCCAUGACCCACACCAUGCCGUGCUGGGUACGCACAGUGUUUCUCAAAGUGCUGCCGAGGUUCAUGUUGAUGCGGAGACCGAUUGAUGCCGACGGCAAAGCUGGGGGGUUGGACAGCAGUGGGGAGGCAGGCGGAGCUGGAGGGGGAGGAGGAGGCGGAGGAGGGAAAGGAGGGAAGAAGAGGAAGAACAGUUUGAUGCAGCAGGUAGCUGCAGGAUCUCUCAAUUCCCUGGAAUUUGGAGACAGCAAGCUGUCGUCCAUGGAGCGCUGCUCUGGGAAGAAGUGCUCCUUUCACCAUUCCAGAGAAACGAUCGAGACAACAGACACGGGAAACAUGACACGACAGAUGAGUCUGCAGAGCAUCAACUCGGUCGUGGCCUUUUCGGUGCUGUCGCCUGAAGUCAAGCAGGCUGUCGAGAGUGUCAAGUACAUCGCUGAGAACAUGAGGAGCCGCAACAAGGCCAAAGAGGUGGAGGACGACUGGAAGUACGUCGCCAUGGUGAUUGACAGAAUCUUCCUCUGGGUGUUUGUGACUGUGUGCGUCCUGGGGACAGUGGGCCUCUUCCUCCAGCCUCUGUUUGGCUUUGUCUCGUAACCUUCCGGCAUCGAAGUGUCACUGCGCCUCCGCUGUCUGCACAAGUGACCAAUCAGAGGAGACAGAAGCACAUUCUGCAGUUUUGGCUUUUUCUUCUUCGCAGAGCACCAAGUUGCGGUGAAAAAAAACCCGUCAGUUUGGGUGACACUCCCGAAGGCUUGCGGCCAUAGAAGUCUUGUGUUGUAUCGCGCUGACAUUUGAAAUAACAGAUCCAAAGACACAACAGUUACGAGCUUAAUGUUCAUGUUGCUAUUGGCCAGUCACACUUUUCAGGCCGAACUGUCACAUCACCCCCAACUGUGUAAUAUUAACUUGCUCACAUGGUACUGUAUGACACACACAGGCUCAAGGGUGUGAAAUUCAAUCAAUAUUUCCAACUCAAACGGUGGCAUUCCUUGGUAGGAAAAAUCCAAUAUCAGCAAAUAUUCAGUCAAUGUCAAGGCUUUGGCAUCUGCUUCUUUGCUUCUCUAUUGUUCUCCGUUUUGUUCCACAGUUUCAAAGAAUCCUGGUGGAAACCCUACACAAACAAUGUCCACCACCGACGCCUGGUCUUGAAGCACAAACAUCCGUCCACGUUCCCUUCACCUGCACCUUCACCAAUGCUUUGACACAUCCACAUGCUUUGUCGGCGUCUUGUUUUUGGCAUACUUUAAAUUACUUCUGGAUUUCAUUUCAACUGUACGUAAUUAUAAUGUAGCUCUUGCCUACCACAUAAAAUGGCUUUUUAGGUUUUGAGUUGUGAAAUUGCACCCGACUUCUGGCCAGUCUGGUUCAUCCAUUUUGAUAACAGAACUGAAGAUCGUGGCUAAACUGAUAAAGAGAUAUAUAUAUUUACACCCCCAAUACCUUCCGUCACAAGUGAUCGAAACAAAAUGGCGUCGAACAACCGAGUCAGAAACAGUGUGAUCAGAAUUUAGGUCAAGCGAUAUGUUCCAAAACCUGCUUAUCUGCUCCCAGGACCCCUGACUCAACCACACUUGAGCGAUCCAAGGGCGCAGCUCGGACUUCUAAUGCAACACGACAUGAAAUCAAACGCUCGUAUGCAGGAAGCAUUCUGGCAUGCUGAGAUCACACGAUACCGAGUACUCGCUCUGUGAGUUGGUCCUCGGUUAAAUAUAGACAAAUUUCAGCACCUUCCCAUCAAAAGCAGCUCUGCCCACCUCAGGGCAUUCUGGGACGAGAAAAUGAAGCCUAGGCUUCUUAAAAGUGAAUUUAUUUCAGAGCUGAAGAAGUGUACCGGGGGAAUAUAUGUUGAUAAUAUUGCUUUAAACAACGCUGUCUGCCACAUGAUGGACAAACCUUGUGCUAACACUAACCAGGAACACACAGGAAAACAAGCGGGGAUGAAAGAAGUUAAGUAAACAGUGUUUGCUUAAAAGCGCUUGUGCAAAUUAACUGCAAAUGUUUUUUCAGCUUUCGUGUAUUUAGUGGAUGUUUCGUGUUGAAUGGCGAUGAAUUAAAAUCAUUGGUUUGAACCAACAGCUAAAUAAUGAGCGAUAGGAGGAGUGUGUGUUCAAAGGACAUGGAAGCUACAUGUGAGGCUGUCUGUUAAUACCAACUACAAGCAGAACUGCUGAGCUCAGCAAGUUUAGAUCCUUUUCCCAAAAGAAAGGCCACGUUGUCACAUGACACUGCACAGCCCAGAGCCAUAAGGAAACAUUACUGACAAGUAAUUGCUGUAAAAAUACAAAAACGCUCUGCUUUCCAUUUGUUUCCUGCUUUGUGUUCGGAGUACAUUUCCUGGUUAAAAUGUAAUAUA
Synchiropus splendidus (mandarinfish) is the source of this 3489-nucleotide messenger RNA. Its product is annotated as neuronal acetylcholine receptor subunit alpha-3-like. The record is from RefSeq and is a predicted model, not a curated record. Gene Ontology annotation, biological process: regulation of membrane potential; chemical synaptic transmission; monoatomic ion transmembrane transport. The coding region runs from base 159 to 1730 and encodes 523 amino acids. The transcript has 8 exons. NCBI's taxonomy places the organism in Eukaryota, Metazoa, Chordata, Actinopteri, Syngnathiformes, Callionymidae. Gene Ontology annotation, molecular function: transmembrane signaling receptor activity; acetylcholine-gated monoatomic cation-selective channel activity. Gene Ontology annotation, cellular component: synapse; postsynaptic membrane; neuron projection.